AUGGUUGCCUCUACCGCCAAGGUGCGUCCACGGGGACGCUGCCACAUGAAGGGCAACUGCGGUAAGAAGAGCGUCUUCAGUCCAGAGCUACCAUGCUCAGCCGAUGAGAAGGCUUCCAUGCCAGAGAGAGAUGCCUUUCGAGAGAUGCUAGUGGCUACUUGUGGUCCUGACUUUGCCGAAGGAUCCGUUUGCUGUACGCAAGCUCAGGUGGAGAGCCUAUCUGCCAACCUUCAGCAAGCCGAGCCGCUCAUCUCGUCCUGCCCCGCUUGUCGUAACAACUUUCGAUCUCUGUUCUGCUCUUUCACCUGUUCGCCCAACCAGUCGCAGUUCGUUGACGUCGCCGAAACGCAGGAGGUGACAGGAAGUGACGGCAAACUUUCAGAGGCAGUCAAGACGGUGGAGUAUUACAUCGACGCAGAUUGGAAGCAGAAGUUCUUUGACAGCUGCAAGGACGUAAAAUUUGGCGCCAGCAAUGGCUUUGCGAUGGAUCUGAUCGGUGGUGGUGCUCGCAACCCCAACGCCUUCCUCAAGUUCCUUGGCGACGAAAAACCGCUGUUGGGAUCCCCUUUCCAGAUCAACUUCCCCGACUGGCGUCCGGAUGCGCACCUCGACUGGGCGCCCUCAGCAACGCCGCAAUCCUGGAAUGAUUCGCAGCUACCACCAGUACCCUUCGACAGAAACCCUAGGCAAUGCAGUGAUCCUGGCUUGCUGUCGCGCUGCGCUUGCGUUGAUUGUCCAGACACCUGCACAGCCUUACCAGAGCUGCCAGCAAGCAAUCCACCCGGCUCGUCCUCUUCUAUCGGCGCAAUGUCGGGCUUCACUUUUUCCCUCAUCAUCCUCUAUGCGCUCCUUGUCUGCAUCCUAUGGUUCUGGAAGCCUGUACAGAAGCUUGUUCGAGGCCGUCGCGGUGCAAUUGCGCUGCCUCAUCGCACUAGCGGUCUGAGCCUGUUCAGCAACCAGUCCAGCGGCUUCGAACGUGUGCGAAUGGACUCUGAAGACUCGCUCGAUGGCGUCGAAAGCAGGCAGCAGCCCCAGUCAGCCGCUUCUGGUGGCCUCGUUGGUGCACGUGGUUUGGGACACUUUGGCGAAGAGAGCUCGGCGAGCUCCGCUCCUGAUGGCACCUAUCGAGGCAUUGGACUGGAACGCAAUGACAACCUCUCGGCGCUUGGAGCGCUUCAACCUCGCAAAUAUGCGCUCAAUCAGCUUCUCACCCGAUCCUUCUACAGGCUGGGACUCUUUUGUGCCCGCCGACCCUGGCUGACUUUCAUGAUAGCAGCUGUCUUUGUCGGCCUUGCCAACAUCGGUUGGAAGAGCUUUGAGGUCGAGGUGGAUCCUGUACAUCUGUGGGUGGCACCGGGCUCGACAGCCAAGCUGCAGAAAGAAAUCUUUGAUCAUGAGUUCGGACCUUUCUAUCGACCCCAGCAGAUCUUCCUCAUGGACAGUCACUCGUACCAGCAUCUCACCUCCUUGCGGCACAACUCGUCUUCAGAAAGCUUGAAAGCACUGCCGCCCGCUUUGUCUUGGGAUCGACUGUUGUGGCUCGCAGAUCUCGAGCAAGAAGUGCGAGAUCUCAAAACCCCUUCUGGUGUCACGUUGCAAGACGUCUGUCUGGCUCCUGCAGGUCCUGGCACUCCAUGUGUGGUACAAAGCAUCCUCGGCUACUUCCAAGACGACCCUGAAGGCUAUGGAUUGGACGCCACCAACUGGGACCAAGGCUUAAAUCAGUGUGCUAGCAACCCUGCCGAAUGUCUGCCUUUGUUUGGUCAACCACUCAAGCCCAACAUCGUACUUGGGGGAUUGCCCGACAACUCUCAGCCCAGCAAUGCUCGAUCUGCUGUGAUCACGUACGUGCUCAACAACAGCUUGAACAAGACGCUCCUCUAUGCCGCCGAAGAGUGGGAGCAAAUGCUUCUUGACCUUCUGCAAAGUGUGGCUGCUGAACCUGCCAGACGCUCGCAGGCGAAAGAGUCUGGUCUCGAUCCGCAUCCGCUGUCCGUGCGAAGAAAGGAGCUCGGCGUCCAGAUUGCUUUCAGCACCGGCGUCAGCCUCGAAACAGAGAUUGCAAGCAGCAGCAACACGGACGUUGGCAUCGUCGUCCUCUCAUACUUGACCAUGUUCGUCUACGUAGCACUUAGCCUCGGCGGGCGAACGACUCAUGGGUCAGAGCUUGACGAGGAUCUCGAAUCCGACUCGCCUAUCGCGGAGCCGGGCUCUUAUCCUCAAAUGAGUGCAGCGUCGCCGCACGCUGCAUCUGGUGGCUUCGUCCGACUCUUGCAGAUGGCUCGUCGACCAUCUCGAAGUUUCGUCAACACCUAUUGCGUUUCUUCCAAGUUCACGCUGGGCCUUUUCGGUAUCAUAAUCGUCCUCUGCUCUGUCUCGUGCGCCGUCGGUAUCUUCAGUGCGAUGGGCGUCAAAGUGACGCUGAUCAUCGCAGAAGUCAUUCCAUUCAUGCUGCUGGCUGUCGGCGUGGACAACAUCUUCCUACUCUGCAACGAGAUGGACCGCCAAACGCUCCAACAGCAAUCGGCUCGCCUGGGAUCUGCCCAGUCGGAUCCACUGACAGCUGGACCAUCUGCUCCAACCAUGGGAGCAUCUGCACACCCGGAACAGUCUCCAACAGAAGAGAUCGAAGCUCACGGCGACCUCUUCAUAGAUCCUCGAGUUUCAGCGAGCCAGCCAGUAUGCAUGUCAGUCGAAGAACGAGCGGCGCGCUGCUUGGCCCGAGUCGGUCCAUCCAUCUUGCUGAGCGCCACAAGCCAGAUCGUAGCAUUCCUACUCGGUGCCGUGGUGCCAAUGCCUGCCGUGAGAAACUUCGCUCUCUACGCUGCUGGCAGCAUGCUGAUCGUUGCAACAUUGCAUUGCACCCUCUUCAUUGCAGCAAUGACGCUGGACGCACGUCGAGUGGAAAGUGGACGCAUGGACUGCCUUCCGUGCAUCAAAGCGCCUCGUCGCCCGGCAAUCCAGCUGCCCGGCAAUCCAGUCGCUGGGGACAAGGAUGGAUCUCUGGACUCCUUCAUCCGAUACCGUUUUGCGCCGACGCUGCUGCGGCCUGGUGUCAAGAAGCUGGUCGUCGCGGCGUUCGGCGCUGUCGCUGUCAUCAGCUCCAUCGGCGUUGGAAGGAUCGAGAUGGGCUUAGACCAGCGGCUGGCGCUUCCAUCAAAGUCGUACCUGAGACCGUACUUUGACGCCAUCGACGUUUUCCUAGAUGUUGGCCCGCCCGUGUACUUUGUUGCUGCGGGCAAAGAGGUCUCCGAGCGUCAAUGGCAGAGAGGGCUUUGCGGACGAUUCACGACUUGUGAUCCUUUAUCGCUUGCGAACACCUUAGAGGGCGAGCGAAAAAGGCCUCAAGUCUCUUGGAUUGCUGAGCCCGCCAGCAGCUGGAUCGAUGACUUCCUGCAAUGGCUCAAUCCGAUCCUCGAUGGCUGCUGUCGCGUCAAGACCUCGGAUCCCUCUGUCUUUUGCGGUCCGCGCGAUAGUCCUUUCGCUUGCCAGCCAUGCUUUGAGGGUCGAGACCCGCCCUGGAACAUCACGAUGGACGGCUUGCCUGAUGGCGAAGAGUUCUAUCCUUACCUCAGGAAAUGGCUCGAAAGUCCAACGGACCAGGAGUGCCCCUUGGGAGGUCAAGCAGCCUACUCUUCCGCGCUAAGCAUCGCAACGGACGGCAAGACAGGAAAGGAGUACGUGCGCACUUCGCACUUCCGCACCUAUUUCUCUCCUUUGAGGUCACAGUCGGACUUUAUCAGUGCAUUGGAGCAAUCGCAGCGGAUCUCGAACGACAUCUCGGAUCGAGUUGGCUAUCGAGUCUUCCCAUACAGUCUGUUCUUCAUCUUCUUCGAACAGUACACCUACCUGCUGUCGAUGGCGGUACAGGUACUUGGAUCCGCUGCAAUCGCCAUCUUUGCCAUCAACACCGUGCUGCUCGGUAGCUGGAGAACAGGUGCUGUCGUUACACUCAGCGUCGCCAGUGCUGUGUUCUUGGUGGCCGGAGCGAUGGGCUUCUGGGGUAUCCAAUUCAAUGCGCUGACAUUGGUGAACCUCAGUGUCUGCGCUGCAAUCGGUGUCGAGUUUUGCGCUCAUAUUGCUCGUGCCUUUAUGCGUGCACCUGGAGCUCUACCACGAUCGCAUCCCAUGUCGCAAAAGGAGCGAGACGAACGCGCAUGGCUCGCUCUCACCGACGUCGGAGGCGCCGUUGUCAACGGCAUCUUUUCCACCAAGCUCAUCGGUGUGGGCGUGCUUAUCUUGACAAAGUCGGAUCUGCUCAAGCUGUACUACGCCAAGACGUGGCUCUGCUUGAUCCUUGGCGGUUUGCUACACGGCCUCAUCUUACUUCCAGUGCUGCUCAGCUGGCUCGGAGGUCGAGGCUGGUCAGGAGGCGAGGACGAGGCGGAUGUCAAGCGUCGCCUGGCUCGUUCCGGCUCCGAAUAUCGGCCCAUGAUGGCCUCAGAGCCUCAAGGUAGCGAUGAGGAGGAGCAUCUGUGA
Messenger RNA from Ustilago hordei, 4479 nucleotides. RefSeq lists its product as uncharacterized. The record is from RefSeq and is a predicted model, not a curated record. Gene Ontology annotation, cellular component: membrane. Lineage: Eukaryota; Fungi; Basidiomycota; Ustilaginomycetes; Ustilaginales; Ustilaginaceae. The transcript has a single exon. The coding region runs from base 1 to 4479 and encodes 1492 amino acids.